Molecule: messenger RNA, 1362 nt
Organism: Agelaius phoeniceus (red-winged blackbird)
Lineage: Eukaryota; Metazoa; Chordata; Aves; Passeriformes; Icteridae
Gene: SPATA18
Product: spermatogenesis associated 18
Biological process (GO): mitochondrial protein catabolic process; mitophagy by internal vacuole formation
Cellular component (GO): mitochondrial outer membrane
Source: RefSeq, a predicted model, not a curated record
AUGGCCAAAGACUUAAAGAGCCUGGUGGGCGCGGGAAGCGCCCGGGAGCUGCAAGAGAAGCUGGAGAGCUGGCAGCAGAACUACGAGGGGAAUUCUGCUGAUGAAAAUCUGAGCCGAUGCUGUGAAAUAUUAGAACUGAACAAUGCAAUUCAAAAGCAGCUCUUCUCAAUUCUCAAUGAAACAUCUCAAGGAGAUGAUUGUGCAGCAAAACUAAAAGGCUGUCUCCUGCCAAGUAUAUGCUGUACUGCUUCAGGAAGUGACAACCUCACUCAGGAUUCAGCUGAAGGAGAGCUACAGCUGAGAGAUUUGUCCUGCAAACCAAGGUGUGAACUGCGAGACCUGGAAGACAAACUAAGUGAAACUCGUGUGCAGAUCAACCAGAUGGAACGAGAUCUGAAAGCUUCCCGGUGCAACUUAAGGAGGCUAGAGCAACUGGAUGAGUACGAGCAGAAGAUUGAGAACUUGCGGGAUGAGAUUGCUAUGCUGGAUUGCAAAAAGUCUGUUAUCCAGAGCAGACCCUGCGUGACGCCCUGUCCUCCCAAGUGCCGUGCCCUUUGCCCAAGGCCCUGUUCACCUCCCCGGCUCAGGCGGGGCAGCGCUUCACACCGCGCCUGCCUUAUAGCUCGCUAUAACUUCAUUUACGCUAAAGAACGCUUGGAGGCAGAGUGCAUUUUGAGGCGAUACGUCUGUAACUUGGAGACGGUGCAGAGGAUAAUAUACAUUGCAUGUGUGGAAUCUUUCCGUGCGGCAAAGAUGGCCUUCUGGAAGGUGAAAAUAAAUGUAAAAGACACUUUGAGUAUAUGUUACAGAGGGGGACCUACGUCACUUGAAGUUGCUGUCCUGGAUUAUAUAGCUUGCCACAAGGAUCUCUAUGACGUUUGUUGCAGUGUCCAUGAAGUAGUUUGCUGCAUGAACAGGAACCCAAAGCUUCCAUGUCCAGGAGAAUUGGAUUUCGUUGUGAUCAGCGCUUUGAUUCGAGAGUUGUGCUGUUUGGCUUAUUCAAUGCAGACACUUAUUCCUCCUCUUGAUAUUGCCUAUGGUGUUGAUGGAGAAUGCUUCAAUAGGAACAUGUACUAUCGUAGCUUUGACUCAGAUUUCGCAGCUCCCUUUGUGGCCUAUCACGUCUGGCCUCCUCUGAUAGAAGACGGUACUGUUAUUGUGAAGGGAGAAGUAGUCACUAAAAAAAUGGUUAUGUGUCCUCGCAGAUGCAGAAUUAGAAGCAGAAGCUGCAGCUGUGGCCGUCCUCUGCUGUGUGGUCAAGUGCCUCGAAGCCGCAGUCUUUCAACAGUGAGGGUCAAAAGUAAGUGGGCAUAUUGGUUCCUAGUGACUCGUGGUUUUCACAUUAAGCCCUUGAACGAUUGA